Rubroshorea leprosula is the source of this 579-nucleotide messenger RNA. The record is from the annotation of a GenBank genome assembly. Lineage: Eukaryota; Viridiplantae; Streptophyta; Magnoliopsida; Malvales; Dipterocarpaceae.
AACUCCCUGAUUUCAAACAAGCACGGGCUAAGCAAACACCCUAAACAGAGGCACAGUGGUUAUUUCCUAUGACAGAGAAAGAGGGUAAGAGAAAAAAGAUGGAUGCCAUGCGGAAGCAGCUCGAUGUGCUGAUGGGCGCGAACCGCAAUGGCGACGUAAGAAAGGUGAAUAGGAAGUACUACGACCGUGAUGUCUGCCGCCUCUACUUGUCAGGCCUUUGCCCUCACGAGCUCUUCUAAGCAACGUGAAAACAAAACUAAAACACCGUUUAAUUGUAAUUAAGAUGGACAACAUAGUUGAUUCACAAAUCACAUCUCUUUUUUGAAUGAAGAUACACAACAAAUUCAAAUGCUCUCUUUCACACAAUAAAACAAACACAACAAGAAAAAUAAAAUGAAAUGGUCUCUAGUGGUUUCCAGAAUUAACCACUUGAUAAUAUCAUAUCAUGUCACACACAAUUUUUAGAAAUUGAAAUGUUCUUUUGGAUGUCAAAGCAAUGUGAAAACUUGGUAACAUAAGCGCACCAUUAAAACCUACAAAGAAAUAAGAAAUCAUCAUUAAUACAUAUAAAUAAUUAUG